Messenger RNA from Metarhizium album ARSEF 1941, 1698 nucleotides. RefSeq names its product arrestin. Lineage: Eukaryota; Fungi; Ascomycota; Sordariomycetes; Hypocreales; Clavicipitaceae. The transcript has a single exon. Bases 1 to 1698 code for a protein of 565 amino acids. Gene Ontology annotation, molecular function: ubiquitin protein ligase binding; protein-macromolecule adaptor activity. Gene Ontology annotation, biological process: ubiquitin-dependent endocytosis. The record is from RefSeq and is a predicted model, not a curated record. Gene Ontology annotation, cellular component: cytosol; plasma membrane; cytoplasm.
AUGUCCAUCCGCAUAGCUCUCGACAAUCCGCCCGAGUUCUUCACGAACCUCGACCACGUAACAGGACGCAUCAUCCUCGGGCUCAGUCGCUCGGAACAGGUGGGCAGCAUAGUCGUGAAGCUAGAAGGAGAAUCUGUCACUGCGCUCCAAGUCCCGAAUCCUUAUGACGAGACGGGCCCAAGACCGACUGGUCCGCUGCCUGGUCCACCCGGCAGCAUCGUGAGUGAAAACCACAAGAUUUUGUACAAGGUCCAGCAGGUGUUCCCCGACGAAUACCAUUCAAGCUCUUCGAACCCUUAUGGCGCCUUUCCGCUGCAGCCGGGGGAGCACGAGUUCCCCUUUAAGUUCAAGCUGCCCAUCAACAAUGCCUGCAGCGACCCAAUGGCCAUGUCCAAGAUUGGGGGCCUCGCGGGCGUAGGCGGCUUUGGAUCCGGCGGCGGUCUCUUCGGCAUGGGUGGAGUUCGAGUCAUGGAUGGCACGAAACAGCUACACCUUCAACAUGUCACGCGGACUCUCCCGCCGUCCUUGACGGGGUAUCCCAUGGAAGCUGAGAUUCGCUACUACAUCAAGGUCACGGUCCAGCGUCCCGGUUUUCUCAAGGAGAAUUGGAGAUACCAAAUCGGAUACAAGUUUCUGCCCAUUGAGCCUCCGAGGCCGAAACUAACUGGCCAAGAAGCAUUUGCGCGUCGUCCGUUUGCCUUUCGACCGCGAUCGCCCGUUCCACAAAAUAAAAGGAAGAACCCCCUGUUCGCGAAGAAGAGUGAGAAUAAGAGCAGCAAUAACGACUCGAGUGCCAACGGUUCCAGCAGCAACUCACCAGACGCGGCCCCGGCGCCGUCCAUCGAGAUGUCGGCUCGACUUCCUCACCCUUCGAUCCUCACAUGCAACCAGCCCAUCCCUCUGCGGCUAAUCGCCAAAAAGCUGACCAACUGUCCGGAACAAGUCAAUUUGAUUUCCUUCCAGAUGGACCUCAUUGGAAUCACCGAAGUGCGGACGUACAACAUCUUCAACAGGAAGAUGAACCGCUGGGUCGUCGUCUCCAACGCCGAUCUCAACAUCCCCCUGACUUCGGGGCCAGGCGCAGAAGUCGGCUCCGAAGUCGUCGUGCCGGAUGGCCUGUGGAAAGACAAGCCGCUCCCCAAUACCGUUGCGCCGUCGUUUGUCACCUGCAAUCUAUCCCGGAGAUAUGAGGUGGAAAUAAAGCUGGGACUGUGCUGGGGCAAGGCCAAAUCGGGCUUCAUCAGCAACGCCCCCCAGACAAUAUUCCUCCCACUGCACUUUGCAGCGACGGAAGUCUUCUCGGGCAUAACGCCGCCGCCGGAGCUUGUCAAGGCCGCCAGAAACACUCGACCCGGCCGGGCGACGCUCAGCAUUCCCCCACGACUGCCCCCGAGGCCAGGCAAUUCAGCGGCCAACUCACCAGUUGGCCCGCCGCAUACGCAGAACCAGGCGUCGAAUCCAAACCAGCCCCAUGCGCCGAGACCGCAAGUACCACAGCGGCCACCACAAGAUCCGCUGUACCCCCCUCAGCUACUGCCUGGACAAACGGUGCCGCCAUACGACGACGCACCGCCGAGCUAUGACGAAGCAAUGGCCGAGAACAUGUCAGGGCCGUUUGAAGGAAUGCAGUCCCGGCCAGCAUACAGCGGCGUUACCAACGAGAACGCGCCGAGUCAAAUGCCCGGGGAGAAGAGGUAA